AUGGCCGCAGCGAGCGCGGGGGGUAAGAUCCAGGCCGCACCCAUGGUCUACGUCGCGGGCGAGGAGAUGACGCGGUACACGAUGGACCUCAUCCUGGAGCGUUGGAUCAAGCCGCACGUCGACACGUCCGCGUGGGAGUUCUUCGACCUGCGCGCCAAGAACAGGGACGACACCGAGGAUCAGGUCCUCCGCGACGUCAUCUCCGCGGGCGCGCGGCUCAAGGCCAUCUUCAAGGAGCCCACGAUCACCCCCACCGCGGACCAGGUCAAGAGGCUCGGGCUCAAGAAGGCGUGGGGAUCGCCCAACGGCGCCAUGCGCCGCGGCUGGAACGGCAUCACCAUCAGCCGCGACACCAUACACAUCGACGGCGUCGAGCUCGGCUACAAGAAGCCCGUCUUCUUCGAGCGUCACGCCGUCGGAGGCGAGUACUCCGCGGGGUACAAGAUCGUCGGCAAAGGUAAGCUCACCACCACCUUCGUCCCCGAGGCCGGCGGCGAGCCAAUCGUGGUGGACGACCGCAAGAUCACGGACGAUCUCAACGCCGUGGUCGCGUACCACAACCCGCUGGAUAACGUCGCCCACCUCGCGCGCAUCUUCUUCGGGCGGUGCCUGGACGCCGGCAUCGUCCCGUACGUCGUCACCAAGAAGACCGUGUUCAAGUGGCAGGAACCGUUCUGGGAGUCGAUGAAGACGGUGUUUGACGCCGAGUUUAAGCAAAAGUUUUACGAGAAGGGCGUCAUGAAACCCGGCUCCGAGCUCGUCCACCUCCUCUCCGACGCCGCCACGAUGAAGCUCGUGGUGUGGACCGACGGAGGGUUCGGCAUGGCGGCGCACAACUACGACGGCGACGUGCUCACCGACGAGUUGGCUCAGGUGCACAAGUCCCCGGGGUUCAUCACCAGCAACCUGGUCGGCGUCGACGAUAACGGAACCCUCAUCAAGGAGUUCGAAGCCAGCCACGGGACGGUGACGGACAUGGACGAGGCCAGGCUCAGGGGCGAGGAGACCUCGCUCAACCCGCUCGGCAUGGUGGAGGGCCUGAUCGGCGCGAUGAAUCACGCCGCGGAUGUACACGGCGGAAGCUCCGGAGUGCACCCGUGGACGGGGAAGCUCAGGGCCGUGAUCCACAAGCUGUUCAGGGAGGGACGGGGCACGCGCGACCUCUGCGGCGCGGGCGGGCUCACCACCGAGCAGUUCAUCGACGCCGUCGCGGAGGAGCUGUGA
Micromonas commoda is the source of this 1224-nucleotide messenger RNA. It is a transcript of the gene IDHP, whose product is annotated as isocitrate dehydrogenase (NADP+), bacteria-like protein. The record is from RefSeq and is a predicted model, not a curated record. Gene Ontology annotation, molecular function: isocitrate dehydrogenase (NADP+) activity. Gene Ontology annotation, biological process: isocitrate metabolic process. Gene Ontology annotation, cellular component: mitochondrion. NCBI's taxonomy places the organism in Eukaryota, Viridiplantae, Chlorophyta, Mamiellophyceae, Mamiellales, Mamiellaceae. Bases 1 to 1224 code for a protein of 407 amino acids. The transcript has a single exon.